This is a messenger RNA of Melanotaenia boesemani (Boeseman's rainbowfish), 1499 nucleotides long. Its product is annotated as transmembrane protein 237A-like. Gene Ontology annotation, cellular component: ciliary transition zone. Lineage: Eukaryota; Metazoa; Chordata; Actinopteri; Atheriniformes; Melanotaeniidae. The record is from RefSeq and is a predicted model, not a curated record. Gene Ontology annotation, biological process: cilium assembly. The transcript has 11 exons. The coding region runs from base 238 to 1362 and encodes 374 amino acids.
UUCUGCUUCUCUGUACCUCCAUAUCUUUUAUCUUUUAUUUUGUUCGAUUUUAAGAUUCCAGCAACCAGCUUUCAGGCACCUUUGGAAUCAAACACAGUCAAAGGAGGGUACAGAAGAAAGAGGGCAAGUCUUCAUAUACAGGCUCAACUUUAAGACACACCAGCUUGAUAAGAUCAGGCACACAGAAGGACCAUCUGCAGGGUUUCACCUCUAGACACACACAGAAAAAACAUCACCAUGCCAACCGUUAAGAGCAAGAAGAAGAAAGUAAAAAAGGAAGUCAUUGAAGCCGAGGAGCAGGGGGAAGUGGGUCUGGAGGUGGAGAUGGAGAAUGUGACCAAUAGGAGCAGCUCUGACAGCAGAGACCCUCUUACUCCAGAUCUGCAAGAUCCAGCACCACAGAAGAAGAAGAAAAAGAAGAAGGCAUCUACCAUUGACCAGGAAACAGAACAUGCUGACGUCCCAAACGGUAACAUGGGCGAGCCCAUCCUGGACAGCGAGGAAACGACGGUGGCUGUCACCAGAAGGACAAAAAAGAAGAGGAAGGCUAAGGCGACAGAGCACUACAGUAACGACUUGGGAGCUGAAGAUGAUGACAUCGUAAACGAAUCCCAGUCGCCCAUCCCUCAGCAUUCCCUGUUCUCCACUCCACAUGGCCUCAGCCAGCCAGUUGGCAAAGUCUUCGUGGAGAGAAACCGGCGUUUUCAUGCAGAUCGAGUGGAGCAGCUUCAACGUUCAGAGCUGAUGGACGACUACAUGGACCCCAGACAAAUCUGGACCACCAGAGACGUCGCUUUGAGGGUUCACAAUGGCUUCAGGGUGAUCGGUCUGUUCUCUCACGGAUUCCUGGCCGGCUAUGCUGUGUGGAACAUAAUUGUUGUGUAUGUGUUGGCGGGUGAGCAGAUGGCCACGCUGCCCAACCUUCUGCAACAGUACCACCCUCUGGCCUACCCAGCUCAGUCUCUGCUCUACUUGCUGCUGGCCAUCAGCACUGUCUCUGCAUUUGACAGAGUGAACCUGGCCAAGGCUUCCAUGGCCCUGAGAGGCUUCCUAACUCUUGACCCUGUUGCUCUGGCUUCAUUCAUGUAUUUCAUAGCCCUGAUCCUGUCACUGAGCCAGCAGAUGACCAGCGAUCGCAUUAAUCUUUAUCCUACUGCCAACGAGACUCUGUGGCCUCCAGGUUCAGAGCAGCAGAUCCUGCGACCGUGGAUUGUAGUCAACCUGGUGGUGGCGUUGUUGGUGGGCGUGGCCUGGGCUGUGGUGUCCACAAGACCAGACAUUGACUACACAGAAGAGUUUUUGAUGACAAUGGAGGUGGAAGGAUACCCAAGAGGAGAUGAACAUCUGGACAUGCCAGCCUAAAAAUCCAUUUGUUUAACUUUCUAUCACUAUUAUUCUAACCCAAAAAUCUGUUUUGUUGCUUGUUUAAUGUAUGUUUUUGUACAAUAUUCCCCUUACCACUUGUUUACUGAGUGUAAUUUUGUAAAUAAAUAAAGAAA